Molecule: messenger RNA, 2631 nt
Organism: Haliotis rufescens (red abalone)
Lineage: Eukaryota; Metazoa; Mollusca; Gastropoda; Lepetellida; Haliotidae
Exons: 1
Coding region: 1-2631 (876 amino acids)
Source: RefSeq, a predicted model, not a curated record
AUGUACCUGAUGCGUACACUCCCCUGGAAUUGCGCACUGGCCAUGCGCAUGCACCUCAUGCAACUCGAACCCAGCUUGGUUGGACACUGUGGAACGUCACUGGACAUGCUACAGCUAAUGCAUGUAACCUACUACCUCGAUGUACAGUUAACAGAGUACAAGUUCGAAGCUGUACAAGACCAUGAAGACAUGAACGAACUCGAUCGCCUGGUGAGAGAGUCAUACAAUCUUGACUUUCCUGAGAGACUAAUCGAUGAUAUUAAACAGUUCUCACAGGAAGACAAACUUUUUCUGAGGAGGAUAGAAGAAUCUAGCAAGUUUGUCAAUGGACAUUACAAAAUGGCUCUGCCAUUCAGACAGGAGAAUGUUACAUUUCCUGACAACUACGAUCCAGCCCACAGACAGCUUGGACAAGUGAGGAGAAAGAUGGAAAGAAAUUCCAAGUUUCACGAAGAAUAUGUAACUUUCAUGCAGAAAAUGUUUGUGAAGGGAUAUGCUGAAGUUAUCCCUGAAGAGGAGGCUGAACCUUGUGACGGACACACAUGGUACAUCCCACAACAUGGUGUGUACCACCCACAGAAGAAGAAACUCAGAGUUGUCUUCAACUGUGCAGCAGAGUAUGAUGGGACCUCUCUGAACAAGCAACUGCUAUCUGACCCCGACCUAACCAGUAACCUGAUAGGAGUACUCAUGAGGUUCAGGCAAGGAAAGUAUCUAGCCAUAGGUGAUAUCGAGGCCAUGUUCUACCAGGUGCGUGUAACUGAAGAACAUUGGAACUACCAACGCUUUCUCUGGUGGAAGAACGAUGACUACACACAGAGGCCUAUCAAGUGUAGAAUGAGAGUGCACAUGUUUGGAACUACCUCCUCACCAUCAUGUGCUAAUGCAGCGCUCUUGAAGACAGCAAGUGAUCAUGAACAUGAAUUCGAUGCUGAGAUUGUUGACAUAAUUCGACACAACUUCUAUGUUGAUGACUGCCUCACCUCUGAUGAUGAACCACAGAAACUCACAAACAAAUUGGAUCAAGUAACUGACCUGUGCAAGAAAGGUGGAUUCAAGCUCACCAAGUGGGUCACCAACUCUGACACUAUAAAAAAGACUGACAGUGUUGAACAUUUGAAUCUUGACAAGCCAAGAGAAGAUACAGUUGAACAUGCACUGGGAGUGACAUGGACUGUGAACACUGAUAUGCUGGGCUUCAAAGUAAAAAUCAAGGAUGACAGUUGCACAAGAAGGAACAUCCUUUCUGUCGUAAGCUCUGUGUAUGAUCCGUUAGGACUAGUAUCGCCGUUCAUUCUGAAGGCCAUGAUUCUCCUUCAAGACAUCUGCAGAGAGAGACUUGACUGGGAUGACGAAGUAUGUGGAGAAAACCUGAAAACAUGGAAGCAAUGGAUAGCAGAUCUUCCUCAACUAGAGCAACUGAAGAUACCUCGAUGUUACAGACCUAUAGACUUUGGAACAACUACAGCAUGCCAGUUACAUGUGUUCCGGGAUGCCAGCAACAAGGGGUAUGGUGUUGCUAUGUACCUCAGGUUUUUCGAUGUGAAGGAGGAAUUUCAUUGCUCACUCAUCUUCUCCAAAGCAAGAGUGACACCCUUGAAGAAGAUAACCAUCCCCAGGUUAGAACUGACAGCAGCCUGUGUAGAAGUAAGACUGAGCCGUGUGAUCAUGAAGGAGAUACAGCACAAGGUAGAUUACAUUCUGUACUGGACUGACAGUAUGGCAGUUAUCCGCUAUGUCAGAAAUGAAGUUUCGAGAUUCAAGACCUUCGUUGCCAAUAGAAUAGCUGAAAUUCACGAUGACUCAGAUCCUCAUCAAUGGAGAUACUUGCCAAGUGUGGAAAAUCCUGCAGACCCAGCAUCUCGUGGACUGGAUAUGAAAAGUUUCAAGAAAGUUGCACUUAUGUGGUUCAAUGGACCCGAAUUCCUACUGAAACCAGAAUCAGAGUGGCCAAGCCUCGGUGUAACAGGUGACAUAGACAUUGAUGAUCCAGAACUAAAAGUAACUACCAAUACAACCACGGUUCACAGCAUGGAAGAUGAGGAACUCGACAGACUAAUCAAGUACUGUUCCACAUGGACGAAACUCAAACGAUUCGUGAGUUACUUCCUUCUGUUCAAAGACUACUUACUGAAACAAACACGCAACUCAACAAAGAAUAAAAACGUACGGAAAUCACCUUGUCUCACAGUUGAAGUUCUGCAACGAUCCGAGCUAGCCAGCUUCAAACAUGUGCAACAUCGACACCUUUCAGAUGUCAUCAGUGCCCUCAAAUAUUACAAGCAAGGACAAGUCAACAGACAGAUUUGGAAGCGGGACCCUUUCAUCAUUGAUGACUUGGUACGAGUGGGUGGACGCUUACAGAGGUCAAAGCUGCAGUAUGAAAGCAAACAUCCUCUGCUGUUGCCAAAGGAAUCUCAGGUUACACAGCUGAUUGUACAACAUGCUCACGAGGUUGUUGGACACAUGGGAAGAGCUGGGAUCAUGGUACACCUCCGACAACAGUACAGGAUAGUCAGACUUGGACAUCUUAUAAAGAAGAUAACUUCAAGAUGUGUCAUCUGUAGGAGGUAUGCUGCAACACAAAAGAGACAGAAGAUGGCAGAUCUGCCAACAGACAGUGAUAUCUGA